AUGUCGGUUGAAGGAGCAGCAGUCACAUACACAACCCCAGGUUCAGAUUUUGAAAAUAUCCUCAAAACGACAAAGUUCACUGUUGAAUUUGAUAAGAUCAAGCCGAAUCAAGUAGUCAUUAAAGCUAAAGCCACUCCAAUCAACCCAUCCGAUUUGGGUCAAAUUAUAGGGGGAUACAAUGAUCCUAAGAAGAUUAGUCAUCUAGGAACUGCCGAGAACCAACCAUUGAGUGUUGGUGGAAACGAAGGAGUGUACCAAGUCAUAUACGUUGGCUCAAAUGUCAAGGAAUUUUCAAAGGGAGAUCAAGUGAUUCCUUGGCUACCUGCAUUUGGAACGUGGAGAACUAUAGCAAUUGCAGAAGAGAGAGAUUUAAUCAAAGUCAAUGGUAUAUCCGUUAAUCAAGCAGCAACUAUUUCCAUCAACCCUUCAACGGCUUAUCAGAUAUUGAAUCAGUUCGUAACGGAUUGGAAAAAUGGCGAGGAUUGGAUUAUACAAAAUUCUGGUAACUCACAAGUGAGCAAGUAUGUUUCACAAUUGGCGACCAAGUUGUAUGGAAUCAGCGUCAUUUCUAUUGUUCGUGAUGGAAAAUCCCAGGAUGAAAUUGAUGGAUUGUUAAAGUUGGGUGCAAAACAUGUCAUAUCGGAGCUGGAGUUCAAAGAUGAGAAAUUCGAUAUCAAGAAAUAUACCGGUGAUAAAGCAAACGUUAGAUUAGCACUCAAUGGCUCGACCAACUCUACAGUUUCAAGCUUGGUUAAAAGCUUAUCACCAAAUGGUACCCUUGUAUCAUAUGGGGUUGUGGGUGGUACAAAAAUAGAAUACGAUGAGAGACUACAAUUAUUCAGAAACUUGGCAACAAAACCUUUUUGGUUAACUGCUAAUACUUAUCGUGACCCCCAAUUCAAGAAGCAAACAGUAGAGAAAUUGGUACAUUUGUAUAAAGAGGGGAAGAUUACUGAUGUUCCAUAUAACAAGGUUCUUUACAAAGCCACUGAUGGUGAUAAGGAAGACCUCACACAAGUAUAUCUCAAACUGAUUGCCGCCUCUAGAAAAUCGGGUAAACAAGUUAUAUUUUAUGAGUAA
This is a messenger RNA of Lodderomyces oxycetoniae, 1080 nucleotides long. It is a transcript of the gene MRF1, whose product is annotated as Mrf1p. The coding region runs from base 1 to 1080 and encodes 359 amino acids. Gene Ontology annotation, biological process: fatty acid metabolic process. Gene Ontology annotation, molecular function: trans-2-enoyl-CoA reductase (NADPH) activity. The record is from RefSeq and is a predicted model, not a curated record. The transcript has a single exon. NCBI's taxonomy places the organism in Eukaryota, Fungi, Ascomycota, Pichiomycetes, Serinales, Debaryomycetaceae. Gene Ontology annotation, cellular component: mitochondrion.